Molecule: messenger RNA, 2552 nt
Organism: Camelina sativa (false flax)
Lineage: Eukaryota; Viridiplantae; Streptophyta; Magnoliopsida; Brassicales; Brassicaceae
Source: RefSeq, a predicted model, not a curated record
UUUGUUGUAUCUCUGUUCUACUGAUUUGGAUCUUAAAGUCUUAAUUUUUAAUCGCAAAUCUCCCUUUGAUUUUCAAAUAUUAGUUGCUACCUACCCACCAAUGCAAAUUAAGCUCUUUAUUUUUAGCUCAAACUACUGCAAUUGUGUACUGGAUUCUAUAAAAAGUCUUAUGCUUAUAAUUUGAAAACAUUCAUCUAAAUCUAUGAACCUUGUUUGUCUGGUCUCGAUUGGGUAAUGGAUUGUUAGUGUCCUUAUUAGAGCCGUAGGUAACAUUACUGAUUUUGAAGGGUAUUUGCAACAGGCCAGUCUCGUAGCUGCCAUUCCUCUUUUGUCGUUGAAACAUUCUUCUGAACUUGAUGUAUGCUUUUGGUUGUUUUCAGGUGAAGUCCAACUCGCCACAAGCACUUUCUUCUGCAGUUCAGUGACAUUGGUUGGAUCAGUUGUAAGCAUGGUUGAUAGGAUAGCUGGUUCUUGAUCAGGUUUGUGUCGCUCUAAGCAUGUAUUAGUUUUGUCUUGUAUUAGUUUGGAUCCUAUAUAAGAGGUACCUCCUUCUUCUAAUUCUAUGAUUCGCUUAUAUAUAUAUUUUUGCUACUGAGUUGUGCCGUGUGAUUUGAAUAUUCUUGUCUUCUAAUUCUUAACAUCGUUGAAGCAUACCUUGGAGGUCUUGUUUAUGAGCUUAUAUAAGCUCUUUCCUUCAUCAUUUUGGUAGUCAUGUUUUAUCAACCAAUCAAAGUCUGUUUUUGCUUUUAACGUCGAGUUUGAAUCAAUACAAUUGUUCUUGUGAGUUCUUAAGUGUUUUAAUGAUUGAGAUAGGUUUUUCCGAUGAUUUUGGUUUAAGUACUUAAUAGGUUGCUUUGAUUAGAUUAAUAUUAAUUAUAUGAUUAGUUUAUUUUUGAGUGGGUUGUUCCAUUGGACAUGGUCCGUUUAUCCAAAACGGUGCGGAUUAAUAAGAUGGGCCUGUAAUUGUUUUUUUAAGAAAAAAAAAAAAAAAAACUUCUUCUUCAAAGCGAGACGGACGGGCUAUUUGAGUCGACUCGUAAACGAAACGAGUUGAUUACUGGAUUAGCUUUUUUCGUGAUUAUCGGCUCCGUUGGUCUUCAAAGCGGCGGGCAUAUGUGAAAUCGUGGUGAUGAAUUUGGGGGAUUUGAACAAGGUCUGGGAAGUUAAGGCUCUGAAGAAGAAACCUAGAGCAGAUGAAGCCACGAAGAUUUUGGAGAAGGUAGCGAAUCAAGUUCAACCCAUUAUGACUAGACGAAAAUGGCGUGUCAAGCUUUUCUCUGAAUUCUGCCCAACAAAUGCAAGGCUAUUGGGGGUGAAUGUAAAUAGAGGCGUGCAAGUGAAACUGAGGCUUCGGAGGGUAAACCAUGAUGGAGAUUUUUUAUCGUACCAUGAAGUUCUUGACACCAUGCUCCAUGAGCUUUGCCACAACGCCCAUGGUCCUCACAAUGCAAGUUUCUAUAAGCUUUGGGAUGAACUGCGUAAGGAAUGCGAGGAGUUGAUGUCAAAGGGUAUAACAGGGACAGGGAAAGGAUUUGAUGUUCCUGGUAAACGUUUGGGUGGAUUUUCUCGUCAGCCUCCUCUCUCAUCUCUCCGAGUAACUGCAGCUUCAGCAGCAGAAAAAAGAGUGCGUGCGGGUACGCUUUUACCCUCAGGUCCUCAUCGUCUUGGUGGUGAUAGCAACGUUAUGUCAGAUCUUAGUCCAAUUCAGGCUGCUGCAAUGGCUGCAGAAAGGCGUUUACUUGAUGAUAUUUGGUGUGGUUCCCAAUCCACAGAGGGUUUAGAAGACGAAGAGAAUGAUAGUGAAACAUGUAAGGAACCCAUUUCCGAAAGAGUAGAUUGCACAAGCUCGAAUGCAAAAUCAGUAAAAAGAUGCAGUAGCUGGUCCAAUGCCAGUUUUGGCCCUCAGUGUGGAUUAGAUGUCAUUGAUUUGACAGAAGAAGCUCCUGUAACAAGAUGUACUAAAAGAAGUUGCAGCUCAAGUGAUCAAGGUCCUUCUUUUUCCAAAGAUGAACCGAACUUUGGUUUCAUGAAUUCAUCAGUAACUUUUCCAUCGACAAGCCAUGAUGCAAACCACAACAGAGAAGAACCUUCAAUGUGGGAGUGUGCAGAAUGCACCUUAUUGAACCGGUCAUUGGCUCUAAUAUGUGAGCUAUGCACUGCCCUAAAGCCAAAGGAAAGGGAGAUGAAGCACAAGGUCUGGUCUUGCAAAUUCUGCACGCUCGAGAAUGAGGUGAAGUUAGAGAAAUGUGAGGCUUGUGGUCAGUGGAGAUACUCAUAUGGAGCACCAUUGUCAACAGGUGCUCCUAAUGUUGGCACUUGAGGGAGUCACCAGUCUUCUACAAGGAUCUAAAGUCAAACUCUUAGCCAUUUUUGGUAGUCUAAGUAACAAGAUUCUCCAAGUUCUGUAAACUGUGUCCCAGCUUGGGCUUGUGGCUGUGGUAUGUAUGCAGAGAAGGCGUUUAACUUUAUAAGGUAGAAAGAGUAUUUUGAUUUUGCAAACACUCAAACAAAUUUGAUGAGUAAACGCAAUGAAAAAGGUUUUUCUCUUGGAA